This is a messenger RNA of Racocetra persica, 427 nucleotides long. Lineage: Eukaryota; Fungi; Glomeromycota; Glomeromycetes; Diversisporales; Gigasporaceae. The record is from the annotation of a GenBank genome assembly.
AUGGUUUACGAAGCUGAUUUUCCGCAAACACCUGAAGCAUAUCAGGAUAUCAUUGUCUACCUUCAAAAUGGCCAUCUUUAUGCUCAAAUUAAGAAUCAACCACUUUGUCGUUUCGUCCCCGUGUGGGACUUGGAGUUUCGUCAAUCUUUGCUUAAACAGUUUCACAACAAUGAUCGUCAUAUUAAUGCGAACGAUUGUCAUAAAAAAAUUAUGGAAAUAGAAGUACAAGAAACAUUAACAACAUCUCAAAUUGUAAAAGACCAUCUAGAGAAGGUUUCAAUUAUUCACAACGAAGUCAACAAACAACUCAAAAAAACAAGAAAACGAAUGCAAAAAAUUCAAGUGUUCAUCGCUACAAAAAUAUCUACGAACCUGGCCAUUGGUUUGACUAACAAUAACAAGACCAUUGUUGUUGAACUGUCCGAAG